Messenger RNA from Plasmodium malariae, 3351 nucleotides. RefSeq names its product conserved Plasmodium protein, unknown function. The coding region runs from base 1 to 3351 and encodes 1116 amino acids. Gene Ontology annotation, cellular component: nucleolus; TRAMP complex. The transcript has a single exon. Gene Ontology annotation, molecular function: poly(A) RNA polymerase activity; mRNA binding. Gene Ontology annotation, biological process: RNA 3'-end processing. Lineage: Eukaryota; Apicomplexa; Aconoidasida; Haemosporida; Plasmodiidae. The record is from RefSeq and is a predicted model, not a curated record.
AUGAAAGUAAACAAGGUAAUACAUAAAAAGAAUCAUGUAGACCAUAUGCGUGAACAUUAUAGUAAAAGUUUUAGUAAUCGUAGUAAUAUGAAAAGAUAUACAGGUGUUAAGAAAAAAAUUUAUAGGGGAGUUGUAUAUAAACAGGGGAGGGAGCAUACUAGCGUAAGAAGUAAAGGAAAAGGUUUUUCAUCCUGGAACGAUAAUUUAUUAUAUUUUGAAAAUGAACACAACAAUAGUGUAAGAAAUAGUGACAGAUUUUACAAAGACACCUGGAGAGCGUCCCACAGGAAGGUGAAAAGAACUAACAAAAUAGACAUAUGUAAAGGGAAGGGUUCGGAUAUACACGGAAAGAAAAUAAGUAAUAAAAAAAUUAAGAGGAAAAAACGGUAUAUUGAUGUGAUAGGAACAGAAACAUUAAUUAAUUACAUAGGUGACUUGAGAGAAAUAUAUCUAAAUAAUAAAUAUAAGAAAAAUUAUGAAAGUAUAAAAAUGGGUAUUGAGAAAAAUAAAAAUUUUUCGAUUUUAUCAAAUUAUAUGAACUGUGCAGGUAAUGUUGAUGAAGAAAAGCAUUUAGCUGAUUUUAUUAAAAAGCAAUAUAUGAACAAUUCUCUUAUUGAAUUAUUUCAAAAUAUUGGUAGAGAUGUAGUAUUCUUAAUACAUCUGAUGAAACCAAGAGAACAUGAAAUAUUAAUGAGAAAGAUGAUUUUAAAAAAAAUAGAAAAUUUUAUAAAAAAGUUGUUUCCCAAAUUUUUUAUCAUUACAUAUGGGUCAUGUAAUACGGAUUUGGAUAUAUAUAACUCAGAUAUUGACAUAUGUAUAUAUAAUAACAUCAAAUGCAAUAAAGCGAAUGUUUCCAAUUUAUAUAGAGAAAUGAAAAAAAGUACAUUAUUUAUGAAUGUGGACACGAAGAAAAUAUUAAGUGCCAAAGUGCCAAUUGUUAAAUGCUUUUUUAAUGAUUUACAAUUAUCUGUCGAUAUAUCUUUCAAUGAAGUGAGUGCACUGACUAGUACAAUAUUGACACAGAAAUGUAUUAAGGAAAAUUCUUUAUUAACAUAUUUAAUUAUUUUUUUAAAGAUUUUUUUAACACAAUACGAUUUGAAUGAUGCAUCACAAGGAGGUAUCAGCUCAUUUAACGUGUUUCUAACUUUAAUAAAUUUUUUAAAAAAUAAUAAAAUCGUUUUUUACGGAAAGAAUCAUUUUUUAUAUAUAGGGGAAGUUAUACAUAAAUUUAUUUCCCAUUUUUCUCUAAUGAAAGAUAAACUAAGCCUCCUUUCGUUUCUUAACCUUGCCAAUGGGGGAAGUGGGACAAAGGAGGAAGCGAAACAGGAAGAAAAAAAGGAAAAAAAAAAAGGAAAAAAAAAGGAAUCAAAAGAGGGUGCAAAAGAGGAGGCAAAAGAGGGAGCAAAAGAGGGAGCAAAAGAGGGAGCAAAAGAGGGAGCAAAAGAGGGAGCAAAAGAGGAAGCAAAAGAGGAAGCAAAAGAGGGAGCAAAAGAGGGAGCAAAAGAGGGAGCAAAAGAGGAAGUUGAAGUAGAAAAAAAAUUUUUUUUAAAGGAACAUUUUUAUAAUUCUCUUUGCAAAGAAGACAGCCAUGUUAACAAACUUUUUAAUGAAAUAUUUUGCCAGUUCGUUGUUUAUGAUCCAUUAGAAGAAGAGCAAAAAAAGAUAGUUACAUUUAAAAAAAUUCUAAAAGCUAGGGUUUGUUUUAAACAAGCAUUUUAUGCCCUAUCGAUUAUUUUUUUAUCCUAUGUAAAAAAACAUAGUACACAGCUAUAUGAAAUGUACACUCAUCACAUUUUUAGUGACUACCUGCAAAUUCUUUCCUUUUUCAAUUAUAUAGGUGAUAAAUAUAUAAAUCAGGGUUUGAAAGAUUAUUAUAUGUUUUUUCAGAGUAAUAUACAAAAUUUCCGUUUUAUUAAAGGGAGUAAGCCAUUUUCUAGGAAUGAAUUGUUUUAUCAUAAGAACAGCGGUAACGAUAACGCAUACUUGGCGCAUUUCCCACCUCUUCGUACAGGAAGUGGUAACGAUCGUGCUGAUGUUGAUAUGAAUGUGGAUAUGGACGUGGAUAUGAAUGUGGAUAUGAAUGUGGAUAUGAAUGUGGAUAUGAAUGUGGAUAUGAAUGUGGAUAUUAAUAACAAUGUCGAUGUUGAAGCUGUUGUAGAUGAGAAUGUUGUCUCCUCUGAGGACGCUGUGGCACGAAGCAAAACUAAAGAUCAUGUAGUAAAAAUUGAAAGUAAUAGACAACAAAUAAAUGUAUGUGGUGCACAAAAACAGCUAUUAAAGAAGGAAUUAGUAGGAGCUAGUAGUCCAUCAUUACACAUUUUGGACAAUACUAACAUAGAUAGUGAGGGGCGUGAAAACUAUUGGAAGAACAACAAGAAGAAGAAGAGGAACACUACUAAUAGUUACGAAGAGUAUCAGUCGAAAACGAAUGCAAAAGAUGUAAUAAGAAGGGAUAUCAGCACCUACUCAUUACCAUCUAAGGGAAGUAGUGAGGUGGAAAUAAUAAGUCCAGAAUGUUCAAAAAAAUGUAAUGGACACAUGAACGACACUUCCACGGAUUAUAAUUCAUUGGAUACGCAUAACAAAACAUGUUUUAUGGAAAAAGGGAAAGACAUAGUAAUAGUAAACACAGAAGGGGAAGGGGAGGAAAGAAGGGAUGAAUGUAAUAAAGACGAUAAGAACAAUUAUAUUACAAUCGAGGAUUCAGGUGACGAAACUUCAAGUAUAGUGGAAAAAGAACAUACCAGAAAGCAGCUUACUGGAAAGAAGCAUAAUGGCAAGAAGCUUAAUGACAAGAAGCUUAAUGAUAAGAAGCUUAAUGAUAAGAAGCUUAAUGAUAAGAAGCUUAAUGAUAAGAAGCUUAAUGAUAAGAAGCUUAAUGAUAAAGAGUACACUGGAGAAAAAACUGGGGAACGUAAUCUGUCCCGCCCAUAUGACACAGAUAACAAAAAAGAAAAUAAUAGGAGUGUUAUAAGUACACUUAGGAGUUACUUCGAGUAUUGCGAUUUUGAAAAUAUAAAAAGGAAAACAAAUAAUUUAUAUAAUUCCCUUGGCAGUAGUACUAGCCCAAUUAAGAGAGCAGAGUGCAUAAACAUCAUUCUUAAUGAAUUAAAAAUUGUACACUAUAUUUUGGAUGUUAAAAAAUUAUUAUGUAACAGAUUUCAUCAUUUUUAUUUAUAUAAUCAUGUAAAGGUAAAGAAUGUAAAGAAUAAUCAAUUGUCCGAAAAUGAUCAAGUCACGAUAAAAAAGAUGAAAGAAAAAAUGCUAACAAAUUUAACCGAGUUUAAGAGGUACAAUCCUAAUAAAAUAAUGAGUUUAGAUAUAAAUACAGAUUAUUUUGUACAAGGAUGA